CCAUGCGCACGAUGAAUUUCUUUCUCAGCAUCAUGAUUCUCGAUCCCGACGCAAACUGCGCCAAACUAACGGCCUUUUCUCAACAACAAGUUCAGACGGUACAGUUCGCAAGAUUGCUCACCACUUCGACAGGUUUUCUCAAGCUCAUUUGCAACCAGGAUAUCCUUCCUGGGUCAUACGACUCCGUUGAACAUGAAAACCUCUCGUGCUGGCAUUUGGCUGUCAUCGUCAAUUCGUUGCUGGCCCACCAUUCGGUCGAAGUCGUCUCCAUCCUUUCCUCGAAUGGAGAAUCCCUACACCACGACACGCCCCAAAUUCAUCCAGUCCCUAUCCAACUAUCCGCACACCUAGGUCAUCCCUACCCCACCUCUCAUUACUACCCACAGCUCGCCCACAGCUGCCUCAGCCCCGGUCAGAGUAAAAACCCCGUCGUCCUAGCCACCGCCAACUCUAUACACGGCCACAUCGACAGUCCUGGUCGUUGUCGUUUAUGGUCCUCGAGAUCGCGUUAUGCCUGGCGCACUUGCGCUCGAAAGCAGAAAAAGCUAUCAGCCGUCCGAAGCACCGGUAGCUGUGAUUGAAAGGCUUGUUUCUUACUCGAGAGGAGGUAGGGAAGGGUUAGGCAUCGAAACAUCAGAAUCACGCUCGGAUGUGGGGAUGGGAAACGGUCUUCGCAGAGAAGUGGUGACAUUACGAACCUCCGGCAUGACUGUGUGAGUCGAGGAAAACACUUUGCUCCUCAUGAUCAUGGCAAGGGCAGCCUUGCUCUCAGCGCAGAACCGAAGGAUAUGUGUUUGGGCAGUACAGUCGUGAGGAAAGAGCACCCCUUAUGUGUGCGAUCUGGUGAGUGGUUGUCUUUUCAGGCAAUUUCAAUUUCUCAUCUCGUGCACCUCUCCAGAUCCUCUCCUUGCGAUUGGCGAUGCGGCGAACUUGAGAGGCUACUCAUGGUCCUUACAGAGUUAUUGAACACAUAGGGAUACGAUGGUCUUUGGUGGAGGGGAAUUACCCACGGAAGCCAUGGACAUCAUUACAGAUGAACCGGAAUUCGAUGCUGCUUGGAUAGACUUCUGCAGACUGUAUACACCACCAAAACCGGCCCAUGUCGUACAGAUAUGUGCUACUUUAUAUAUAUCCCAUAAACUCAAUAUAUCGUGAACAUAUGUUGACCAUGCCGUA
Molecule: messenger RNA, 1176 nt
Organism: Marasmius oreades (fairy-ring Marasmius)
Lineage: Eukaryota; Fungi; Basidiomycota; Agaricomycetes; Agaricales; Marasmiaceae
Exons: 1
Coding region: 3-581 (192 amino acids)
Source: RefSeq, a predicted model, not a curated record